This is a messenger RNA of Xenia sp. Carnegie-2017, 1662 nucleotides long. Its product is annotated as BTB/POZ domain-containing protein KCTD7-like. The coding region runs from base 441 to 1241 and encodes 266 amino acids. Gene Ontology annotation, biological process: protein homooligomerization. NCBI's taxonomy places the organism in Eukaryota, Metazoa, Cnidaria, Anthozoa, Malacalcyonacea, Xeniidae. Gene Ontology annotation, molecular function: protein binding. The record is from RefSeq and is a predicted model, not a curated record. The transcript is spliced from 3 exons.
UGUUAAUUUUUUAGAGCGUUGUCGACUAUCUUGUUCGAGAUAAUAUUAAGACACACUCGCUAAUUGCAGCACACAUCCACAAUAAUAGAUGACUCCACAACUUUGCAAAAAUACGAACAAAAACAUCAAGACUAAAGUUGUUUGCAAUUCAUGUUCGAAACUAAGACUUUAUUUUGCAUAGAUAGCACGAUUUCUUCCCUAGUCACCCGUACUUGCACGAGUAGACACCUCAAUCAAAAUGAAAGUUCGCCAGGAAAAUUGCGUAUUCAACAAUUAUUAUUAUUUCCAGGGUUUUCAGUAAAGAAAACUAUGUUGUUCAAGUAGGAAUUACAAAAUACAAAAAGCUAUCGCAAGAGAAAUGAGAUUGUAACUAUGAGCAACGAUAUUUUCAAUUUGCCAUUUUAGUUGAACACACUACAUAGUCAAAAAGAUCUCAGAAAAUGGUGGAAGGCAAGGUACUGAAUGACGAGGAGCAGGAAGAUACAUGCUCGGUAAUUCGCAUCAACGUCGGAGGAGUACACUACGAAACUUUACGAACGACGUUGCUUGCCGAAGAUUCAAUGCUUUCGUCCAUGUUCGGUGGUAAACACAAAUUGCUGCGCGAUAAAGACGGCUGCCCGUUCAUUGACAGACCUGGCGUUCCGUUUGGAUUUAUCUUAAAUUUUCUAAGAGAUCGCACAAUGAUGCCACCAAAAGAAUUUAUGAUGCAGGUUCAUCAAGAAGCUUCCUACUAUCAAAUUGCUUCACUAAUCAAGAAGUUGGAAACGACACCUGAAAUAUUUCGACUUCGACUUCGAGAGAAUACGAAAACAAUGUUUAAAAACUUCGACUCCUUAAAAGAAACAUUAAUACUACACGCUCAAGCGAAGAGCCAGAAGACUCUGAAGAUGACAUCCACUAUCUCCUUUAUGACAUCUUCUUACAAGAAAAAACUCGAAGAUCCCGUGGAAUGUGUCCUCACAGACCAUUUGCUCUCGUUACACAGCGAGGGUCCAUGCAGGCAAGAAAAGUAUACUGAAUUUAAACACAGACUGCAAAUGCUUGAUAUUGUCAUUGACGACGAGAAAGCCGACUUCGACAUUGCAGUAUUUAUGGACUUGCUAGACAAGGACUUGCAUAAUGAUGGGUAUCAAUGUAAACUAUGGUCAGAAAAAUGGAAAUGUCUUUACAGAAGUAAUUACACAAGAAAAGAGUGCCCAUUUCAUAUCGUCACGCACUUUGUCGAAAUGAACUGGGCAUAGUCAGCUGACCAUAAUUCUGUGAAUCAGUAAUGGGAAAUUAAAUGGAAGUACAAGCUAAAUGAAUACAUGUCAAUGCAUGUAAGCAAACACAAUCAUCAAAGAAACAAUGUAAAAAAAUCUAGACUCUAUGAAUGAAACGACGAAUGUUAAUGAAGGAUUAUAUAGAGAAAAGCGAAGACAAAGUAGAAAAAAAAACAUCAAAGGAAACAGCUCAAAAGUUUGUUAGUUAACUUCACUUCUUAAUGAAAACUUACUAAAACAAAAGAAAAAAUCAAAAAUGCGAAGAAACAAAAUUGAGGCUUUUAAAGAAUAAUAAUUGAUAAAGAAGUGUCGUAAAUCUUGUUUUCCAAAUGUCGCCAUAUGAUUAGCCAUCUUCAAUUGGAUUGAAUUGAAAUAAAUGUUGCCCAUGUACAUAAAGAAA